GCCAACUGAGUAACAGUUAUGGAAGAGCAAAAAAGUGCCAGUUUGGAACAAGAUUUUGAAGGGCAGGCUACUCAUACAGGGCCCAAAGGCGUGAUCAAUGACUGGAGAAAGUUUAAAUUAGAAAGUGAAGACAGAGAUUCCCUCCCUUUGAGCAAGAAAGAGAUCCUCAGACAAAUGUCUUCACCACACAGAUCUCUCAGUAAAGAUGAUAAAGACACCAGAGAGAGAUUCAGUCGUAAGAUGAGUAUGCAGGAGUAUGAGCUCAUCCAUGAGGAGCAAGAGGAUGAAAGCUGCCUACGAAAAUACCGCAAACGCUGCAUGCAGGAUAUGCAUCAGAGGCUGAGCUUUGGGCCCAGAUAUGGCUAUCUGUAUGAGCUGCAGAAUGGAGAACAGUUCCUGGAAGUCAUUGAGAAAGAGCGAAAAACCGUCAUGGUCAUUGUUCACAUUUAUGAAGAUGGCAUCAAGGGUUGUGAGGCACUAAACAAUAGCUUAACUUGCCUUGCUGCAGAAUACUCCACAAUGAGAUUUUGUAAGAUAAAGGCAUCUAACACAGGUGCUGGAGACCGCUUUUCAACUGAUGUGCUCCCAACCCUGCUUGUCUACAAGGGUGGGGAGCUUUUGAGCAAUUUUAUUAGUGUUACUGAACACUUCAGUGAGGAAUUUUUUGCUGUGGAUGUGGAAUCUUUCCUACAUGAGUAUGGGCUGCUACCCGAAAAGGAGAUUCCAGCACUUGGAAAUGGCAAUACAGAUGAUCAAGAUAUUGAAUAAUUAGAGAGGGAUAUAGCCCUUCAUUAUCUCCUAUUUCUCCAUAUAUUGCAAUUGGA
Molecule: messenger RNA, 824 nt
Organism: Gopherus flavomarginatus (Mexican gopher tortoise)
Lineage: Eukaryota; Metazoa; Chordata; Testudines; Testudinidae
Gene: PDC
Product: phosducin
Exons: 3
Coding region: 19-768 (249 amino acids)
Biological process (GO): regulation of G protein-coupled receptor signaling pathway
Source: RefSeq, a predicted model, not a curated record